Molecule: messenger RNA, 3885 nt
Organism: Penicillium pulvis
Lineage: Eukaryota; Fungi; Ascomycota; Eurotiomycetes; Eurotiales; Aspergillaceae
Exons: 3
Coding region: 1-3885 (1294 amino acids)
Source: RefSeq, a predicted model, not a curated record
AUGCCCCCUCGUAAAUGGUUAGGAAGGGGAAUGAUUGCCAAACAUGACAGCAAAACCCUGCCCGAAGCCUGGGCGAAGCUUGGGGUGCAUGAGGAAGAAAGCAAGAGGGCUGUUAUCGGAUUACUCCGAAAAAUCUACAUUGCUGUCCAGCCCAGACCAGUCAAGUUCCAGAGCUCUACUGUACGAGAUAAACUAAAGCAAGCCAUUACCGAGUGCAUGGAUCAAAUGCCAGAUGAGAUCCAAUUUGCAGCCAGGCGUAAUAAAGUGCGUACUCUACACAAUCUAUACAGGAUCAUUCAGCUUGGACGUUUUGGUUGGAAUCCAAGCAGUCCUCCCCGGGCGCCUCGGGGACGUCGACCGCGGCCUUCACGUCAGCCCGUGCCCCCAAGACGUGCUCUGCCUCCACGCAAGCCCAGGCCAAGUGUUAUACCUACGGUCCCUCCUAUUCCUCGCCGCGAUCGCCACCCUUCAUCCGAAUUCAUUGAGUCACCUGAGGCUUCAAGUGAAUGGGGCAAAAGGAACUAUGAGCCCUCAGAGCAGUCGCGGGAUGAAGAAUCAGAGGAGGGAUUCUCAAGCGAGCUGAGUGACGGAUCUGAAAGCGAGGCUCAAGAGUCGGAGAUUACGACUUCUCAUGAACGAACGCCAUAUCCUCCACCUUCUUCUGCUUCUAAGGAAGAUUCACCUGUUGUGGACGAGGACGAAGACGACUAUCAGCCUGACUACGACUCUGAAGCUGGAUUUGACGCUUCGGGACCAGUGGUGCCGCCCCGCUCAGACGGGGGGUCAGAGCAAGAGCCAGAGCCGGACUUUGAAUCCGAAUCCGACAAGCAAUCCCAGCGUUCGAUUAUAUACGACGAAGCACCCCGAGAUUAUGAUCAAACAUCUGAUGACCCCGAUGGUGAGGAAGAAGAUAAAGAGCCGGAAGAGCGCGAAUCUGAUGAUGCAUCUGAAGAUGAAGAUGCCAGGAAUGAGGCUGACGGACGGGAGUCUCAUGGUGCCUCGACAGAAGUAGAUGAACCAGAACAGGAGUCAGAUCAAGACCAGAGAUCUGAUGAUGGGACCGAAGACUCGGUGGAUGUAGAUGACAAGCCACCCUCUCGCACUGGCUCGGAAAUACCAGAGGCGGAAUCUGAGCAUUCGGACAAGGAGUCAGAAGAGGGAUCUGACAACGAAUCUGAACAACCAUCAUCUCGCGAUAUCUCGCCAGAUCAAUCAAAGGCCGAAUCAGAAGAAGAGCCAGGCCAAGAGCCAGACCAAGGAUCCGACGACGAAUCUGAAGACUCUUUGGAUAUAGAUCAACAGCCAUCUCGCGAUGCCUCGCCAGCUAUGUCCGGCGAGGAGUCCGAGGAAGAGCGGGAUGGGGAGGCAGAACCGCAAUCCGAGGAUGAUUUAGAUGUCCCGGUGGAUGACGAUGAGAUAGAUGAAUCACCUGAAAGCGAACAAGAAGACGGGUCAGAAAGAGGAUCAAAUGGUGGUAGUGCUGUUGAGGAGUCUGAAGAUGAUACCGGGGACCAUAUUCCUGAUGAGGAAUCUGAAGCUAGCUCUGAAGCUGGAUCCGCAGAUGGGUCUGAGACUGCAUCCGAAGAUGAUCCUGCAGCCAGGUCUGAGGCUGAAGACGGGUCUUCAGAAGUGCCUGAUAAUGGAUCUGAGACUGGAUCUGAAGAGAAUAGAUCUAGUGAAGAAUCUGACAACAAUCGUGGAUAUGAUUUUCCUGGAGCUAGGGAGUCUGAAGCUAGGUCUGAAGCCGCAUCUGAAGAUGGGUCUGAGAUUGGAUCCGAAGAUGAGCCUGCCGCCGACUCCGAGGAUGGAUCCGAGAAUGGAUCUGAAGGUGAUAAAUCUAGAUCUAGCGAAGAGCCUGUAGCCGAGUCUGAGGCUGAAGACGGGUCUUCAAAUGUGCCCGAUGAUGGAUCUGAGGCUGGGUCGGAAGACAAUAGAUCUAGUGAACCCGACGAUUUUCCAGGAGACUACGAUGGCCAUGCUUCCGAAGAGGAAUCUGAAGCUGAGUCCGAGGUCGAGUCUGAGGCUGUAUCCGAUAACGGAUCAGAACACGAUAGAUCUAGUGAAGAGCCUGGUGAUCAGUCAGGAGAUGAGUCGGGAUCGCAUCCUGAAAAUGACCCCGAUAUUGAAUCCGACAUUGGAUCUCGACGCGCAUCCAUAGACAGCGAAGAAGACGAAUAUGACGAAGAACCUGAAGAUCAUGGUAGGAAGAGAUCCCACAGCGAGCUAGAAGAGACAACUCAGGAUGAGGGUGAAGAGACUUAUAAGAGGACCAGAUAUACAUCGUCUUCAAAGAGAACUAAGACCAAUCCCAAAAGUAUCCGCGAAGAAGAGAUGGAGGAUGCAUCUGAAUAUGAAGAUGAUAAUGAGUCUGAAAAUAUCUACGAUGAAGAGAUGAAGGAUGUCUCAUCUGCAGGAAAUUAUAAGGGACGUCCCGCAAGUAUUAGCGACGACGAGAUGAGGAAUGCUUCAUCUGCAGAGAAAGCCAAGACCUGCCCAGAAUUUAUGAACGACCAAGAGAUGAAGGAUGUCUCAUCUACAGAGAAAUUCAAGACAUAUCGCGCAAGUGUCAACGAUGAGAUGAUGAAGGACGUAUCUGCGGAGAGAGUUAAGACCAGCCCAAAGACUAUCAACGACCAAGAAAUGAAGGAUGUGUUUGCGGAAGAAGCCGACAAUGAUUCUCAAAAGGAUCUGAUGAGCAAGAUGAUGGAAGACGAGCCAAUCGGGGAGUCUGGAGAUGAAGCCGACAGUGACUCCGAGCGAGGCUCCGAUGAGGAGCAAGAAGAUUCGCCCGAUAAGGCAGAAGAAUUUGACUUCAACAAAUCUUCGGUGGUCCCUAAUGCAAAUGUCGAUAUCAUCCGAGCUGAUGACAAAUACCGACCACUGUCGAUCAGGCUCAAUGAUCUCUUGAAAGACCGGACCGACCCUCGAUGUCAAAGUGUGAAUGGAGAUUGGAUUGAUAUAUCUCGACUACAUAUCAAGGCGUUCCAAAAACACCUCAUGAACGAAGGCCUCUUUAGACUGGGUGCAGACCACAUUUGGUGGAGUCCUUCAGCUCUAAAGGAUAUUGACCUUGCUGAAAUCCACACUCCACAAGGCGACGAAAGUAGACUCACUGAGUUGAGCAUGAUCACUGUCAUUAAGAGGUCGAUUGAUGCGUACUACAGUUCCGGGCUCGGAAUCACCAUCGCUGACGAAGGCCGACUCGGAAUAUCGCGGCCUAGCUUCACUGUUAUCAUUCGAAAUGCCAAUACUGAAGGUGGUAUAUUAGAUCGUUCGCGAGAGCCAAAUGUAUCACGGCCCAAUUCAGUCAAGUCAUCUCGCUAUGCUUCUUCGCCAGCUCGCAGUCGGUCUGGCAGCAGUCGUAUUAGUGGCUCCAUUGCACCAUCCGCAGCCACAACCAAUGAACAUGAGCAUCAAGAGUCAGAUAUCGAUAACGUGACUCAAACUUCCAGCGAGAAGCGAAAGAGCCCAGAUUUAGAGGUUGACUCAUCUAAUUGGCCUGCUCGGCGAACAAGGCUUUCCCCAAACGCAGAACGUCCCAAUCCUCUGCAAAACCUUGAGGCAAUGGAGUUCCACGACGCAAACAAGGCUCAAGACGCACCAGAUCCUCAAACGUCACUUCUGAAAGGGACCUCUCCCAUUCAAAUUGCACAAAAGCUCCUCAGAGUGCUAGAGAAUCUGAGCUCGUUACAGUUUCACGAUGCCAUAAAGUUCGAGACAAAGAGCGUGCGGGGGCCCGAAACUACCAAGAAUGCAGGGUCCAUUGCUUCGCCUCAAAAACAAAAUCUCGGCAACUAUCGAGAAGAUGCUAGAGUACGCCCAUUUACUAUUGAAGGUAUUUCACUCCUCGUACCCCUAGCUCAAGAACCUCUUGGAUCGGAUUAA